AUGCCCCCACGAAAGCCGAUCCAACAAGCACGACGCACGUCAAACAAGAAAAAAGAACCACCACGACCAAAAAAAAACUCCAACAUCAACACAUCAGGUCGCAACAUUGCGACCCAACUCGGUCUACCUGAAGAUCGGCCAGAAACUCCCGAACGCCACAGUCACUUCCAAUACCCUCAGCAACACAACCACAACCCCCCCCCCCCCCUCCCCCAGCCCAAUGAUUACCCCCCACAGCCUCCAGGGCAUCAUCAGCCCAACCUUUACCAGUUCAUCGAUCACCCUCUGCAGCUCAAUCACCCUCUGCAGCCCAAUCACCCUCUGCAGCCCAUCAAUUACCCCCCGCAGCCCAUCAAUUACCCCCUGCAGCCUCAAGGGCACCAAGAGCCUGACUUUUACAAUGAUUACCCCCUGCAGCCCCAACAGCAUCAGCAAGACGACUUCUACCCACAGCAGCCUCAACCUGAUGUAUUGCCCGACAAGCAGCAAAACCCACCGGACUUCUUUCACGAGCCUCAACAGCAUCAGCAGCAUGACUUCUACCCACAGCAGCCUCCACCUGAUGUCUUCCCCGAUGAGCAGCAGGACCCGCCGGACUUCUUUCAAGACCUUCAAUAUGACGAAUUCUUUCUGUUCGGAGGCUCUGGCGUCCCACACUAUAUGCGGUGGGAUCUUGGAACCGCCGCUGCACCACAUACACCAGCACCAGCACCAGUGCCAGCGCCAACAUCAGCGCCAGCAGUCGUCGGUGUGGUGUUGGCCCGUGAGCAAGAAGGAGAGCGAGGUGAAUUUACCCAUGGAGUGAUACAUACGCUGGAGAUGGAGCGUCCAGUCGGUCGUCAACGCGCCAUCGACCACCAUCUCCCUCCUACCCCAGCUCCUGGACCAGCACAACUAACGAUACCGGCCUCUGCCAUCACUCCUGCAGCCACUCCCCCAGCCGUCACAGCCCUAGUCAAGCUCAAAAAAAAGGAAAUCAAGACAAUCAAGACUAGGGCAAGGACGAACCUCCGUCGCACAAUGCUGAUUGAUUUGAUCGGCGAUGUUCCGUACAAAAAAUUUGAGACACCGAAGGUACAUGAAGAAAUGGUGACGUCGAUGUCACAUACUCGGAGACUCUUCAAAACAUAUGCCUCCCACAACAUUCUCAACACCCUCAAUCUGCGCCUCCCGCCUGCAGAAAGGGCUAACGUAGUACAAGGCUAUCUCUCUGGACUGAACUUCCUGCACAAAGUUGAAACGGUUGACAGAAUCGAAGUCACACAUUUUCUGGAGGCCGACUACCUUAUCGACAUGAUCGUUGACGUUGUGUGGCAAGAAGGGCUCUAUGUCAACAUCGACACUGAGAGACUCGACUGCGUGUUCGGCCUUGCAGGAGCCGCAGUUCACAACGCCCUCAAGGCAUAUUGUGAGGGCACAUACGAAAAUGUCGAUGCAUCUGCUGAACAAUUCUACGACACUUACAGUUCGAUUAUAGCGUUGAUCAACAGGAUAAGGCUUGAUGAUGUGUUGAGGGAGAGGUACGAAUCUUUGUGUAAAUUGAUCAUCAGGCGUGGAGAGGCAGAUAUUGGGCUUUAG
This is a messenger RNA of Suillus bovinus, 1578 nucleotides long. RefSeq lists its product as uncharacterized. The transcript has 7 exons. Lineage: Eukaryota; Fungi; Basidiomycota; Agaricomycetes; Boletales; Suillaceae. The record is from RefSeq and is a predicted model, not a curated record. The coding region runs from base 1 to 1578 and encodes 525 amino acids.